UAGAUAGUUGAACUUAGAUCUUAUUAGAGAUAUCGGUGCAAGCGUGCAUUGCUUAGUUGGCGAUGCUUAUCUUCGGGGGUUAUUGGGCCUCAAUUCAGAGCAUCUUUAGAUGUUUUCUCCAUUCUUAGCGAUGCGCUAGCGGCGGAUUGAGAGACGAGUUCAUAGAGACUACCUUUCUCUUGAGUCCUUGUGAUAGACCGAUAAUUACACAUAUUUUCAACCCUAUUCUUGAGCCGUUUGGGAGGUUGACUCUCGGGUUUUAAACUGAUUUCACGCGAGGUUGUGUGUUUAUGUCGUAUUUCAGGACCCGGCGUUGGAAUCGAGGCGAAGGAACGAGAUUCGGGUCGAAAGGAGCAAGUGAGGCUUGAAGUGUGCUGGAGGAAGAAAAUACCCGGCCAUGACCGAAAAUACCCGGCCGGGUAUUAUUCUGAGGAGGCCGGGUAUUUGCUGUUUUGGCGUCUGAGAAACAGAGAGGGUCCCGGGCUGGAGGCACAAAAUCCCCGACCGGGGAUUAUUGGAUGAGACCGGGUAUUUUUCCCCUGGGCAAAACGUGUGUUUCAACUAUACCCGGUCGAGACCCAAAAUACCCGACUGGGUAUCGCGACAGGCCGCUGUUUUAAGGGAAAAGAAGGCUGAAAAUCAAAAGAUUCGAGUUUUAGAGAGACAGAGCGAUUCCUAGAGAGAGAAAGCAACGAACAAGAGUUCCCAAGUGCCCUAGCUUGAUCUUCAUCACCAUUGGAGCUUGGCUUGAGCUUGGAGAAGUGCCGAUCAACGUCCAGGAGCAGGAAUCCAUCCUUCACAGUAUGAAUUCCGCGUCUGAUUCUGCUUUUGCUUCUUUCUCCAUGGAGUAGUUCUCCCAUUCAUCUGGGUAUGGAGAACCCUAGAUUUGUAUGUUAGGUUUGAUUGUAUGAACCCAAGUACUGAUUCUAUGAUUUGAUUAUAUUCAAUUGAGGUUGGAAUGAUUGAAUGGCAUGAAUCCUGAUCAAAUUCCUGUUGUUUCUGCUUUAACCUAGAAUGAGAAUAUCUGCCUAGGUUGAUAGAGCAUACUUGAUUCAAGGUAGGGAGUUGGUGACUUUAGUCGAAGAGCCAACUCACUAUUCUGUACCGAAUUCACUUCGGUAGUGGAGGUUUUGUUCGUAGGGCCUCAAUCUGUUUACUCCGGUGGAGGUUAGUCGCCCGCUAGAGACUCAGAUUGAGAGGGUCUGGAGACCUUUAGUCGAGACUUCAGGCUGGUUAAGAACCUUCCGCAGUAUAACUAUCAUAGAAACUGAACUUGGUAAUUGCAAUCCGGCUUAACUGCAGUCUAGGGGGAACCAUAUUCGGGUGACCUCUCUUAACCUGAAUACAACCGUUUACUUGCUUUGUUUGUCUGUUAGUUUAGACCUGCACUAAAGUUUCAUUGCUAGAUAACAAGAAUUCACUGAGUAGUCAUCAAAUCUAGGACCAGGGUUGACAUUAAAACCCAAACCCACUAUACUACGCUUUAGGAAGUGGUUUCACUUGGCCAUUUUCUAGAGUGACAGUAGGAGUGAGUCAAGUUUUUGGCGCCUUUGCCGGGGACGGCUAGGUUGUUGAAGAAAAGUGAUUUCUGUUACUUUAGCACUUUCGUUUUCGCAUUGACUGUUUGUUCUUUCCCACUUGUGCCUUCACAGGUUUGCUUGCUUGAUUGUGUGCAGGUAGUGCAUGACCCGUAGCCAGUUGGGAGGUUUACUGCCGUUGAAUCCGGAGAUUGAACGCACCUGUCGCCAACUCAGGAGACAACAGCGAGCUAGACUAGCUACGGCGGAGCGCAUAGACAGCCAUUUGAGCAGCGAGUCCGAGGACGAAUACGUGAUGGAAGGAGAACACAACCCACCCCCGGGGAAUCCUCUCCAGGUUCCCCCGGUGAAUCAUCUCUUGGGGAACAACCCCAUACCUCAGGAAGAUGGGGUUCAUCAUCACCCACCACCACCGGGUCCCACUUUGGAGUACUACUACACUCCACGGAUUGCUGACAUCUGCUCGGUCAUCCUCUAUCCACCCAUUCCAGCAAACAACUUCGAGAUCAAGUCAUGCUAGAUUCAACUCAUUACAUCCUCUAUCCAGUUCCAUGGCUUGAAGGAUGAGGAGGCCAGGGUGCAUCUUUCCCGUUUUCUGCAGCUGACGAACGGGUUCAAGCUGAAUGGUGUCCCUGAUGAUGCAAUCCGCCUUCAUCUAUUCCCCCAUUCUCUGGCGUAGUAUGCUAAGAGG
This is a messenger RNA of Linum trigynum, 2229 nucleotides long. Lineage: Eukaryota; Viridiplantae; Streptophyta; Magnoliopsida; Malpighiales; Linaceae. The record is from the annotation of a GenBank genome assembly.